Molecule: messenger RNA, 600 nt
Organism: Helianthus annuus (common sunflower)
Lineage: Eukaryota; Viridiplantae; Streptophyta; Magnoliopsida; Asterales; Asteraceae
Product: F-box/kelch-repeat protein At3g23880-like
Exons: 1
Coding region: 1-600 (199 amino acids)
Molecular function (GO): protein binding
Source: RefSeq, a predicted model, not a curated record
AUGUCAGACAACUUACCUCUUGAACUCCAACUGAACAUCAUGAAAUGGCUUCCUAUCAAAUCAUUGAUUCAAUGCCGAACAGUCUCCAAAGCAUGGAAGUCUCUCAUCGAUAGUGCUGAUUUUAUCAAACAUUAUCAAGGCCAUAAGCAACAUCUACUUGCAAGUUAUGAAGCUCUUGUUGAUUCUGAACGAAAAUAUGUUUCAAUUGCUGAUGAUGAAACGUUCCCCCAAAAGAAAGUUUCCCACACUAUUCCUCUAUUGCUUCAAAACCCUAGAAUAAUCGGCUGCUCUCAUGGCUUGUUGUGUUUGUUUGGUGAUUAUGAAGAUGACAGUGAUGACGCCAUUUUCGAUACUGAAACAGUUGUUCUUUGGAACCUUUUUAUUAGAAAGGCUGUGGCUGUUGUUUUGCCAUAUUGGGUACAUGGAACUGUUUUAGGUUUUGGUGUGUGUCCAAGAACUAAUGACCCUAAGAUUGUCAAGAUUUUACAUGAUAAUAGUUGGGAUGUUCAGAUUUUUGCGUUGAACACCGGGGUUUGGAGAAGUUGUAACAAUCUCCCUCGUGAAUCGGUUCAAAUUUCUGGUUCCGGUUGCAAGUGGUAG